This is a messenger RNA of Ruditapes philippinarum (Manila clam), 655 nucleotides long. RefSeq names its product (2R)-3-sulfolactate dehydrogenase (NADP(+))-like. Gene Ontology annotation, molecular function: oxidoreductase activity. Lineage: Eukaryota; Metazoa; Mollusca; Bivalvia; Venerida; Veneridae. The transcript has 4 exons. The record is from RefSeq and is a predicted model, not a curated record. The coding region runs from base 10 to 426 and encodes 138 amino acids.
UAUAUCACAAUGAUGUCAGAAGGAUCAAUUGUUUCCCUGCACGAGUUUCACGCAUUUGUCGUAAGUUGUAUGAAAGCAAUUGGGAUCUCAGAAAAACAUGGAUCAUCACUGGCUGAUCUUCUGGUAUCUGAAGAUUACAGGGGUCACUACAGUCACGGCUUGAACAGACUGGACAUGUAUAUUACGGACGUGAAAACGAAGACAACCGUGGCAACAGGAAAUCCAGAAAUUGUCAAGAAAACCAUAGCAACGGCGCUGGUAGAAGGCAACAAUAUACUAGGACCUGUGAUUGGUCGGUUUUGCAUGGACUUUGCCAUAAAGAAAGCAAAAGAAGCCGGUAUUGGUUGGUUGUCGGCGCGAGGUUCAAAUCAUUUUGGAAUUGCUGGAUGGUAUGGUCUGUAUGCAUUAAAGCACGGAAUGAUUUAAGUUCAACACAUAAAGUACGGAAGCAAAUUGAUGCCAUUUAAUUUUGCAAUUACUUAUUGUCUUUAUAUAUAGUUAGAAAAUGACAGCAAGUACAUGUAUUGAAUGUAAGAGAAAUUGCACGAAGUCUAACUUUGACACUGUUUUAAAAAGUUCAAAAGUUAUUUACUAUUAGAAAAACAAAACAUAGCCAGGUGUCUCUCUAUUGUAAUAAAAAUGUUUAACAAGUUUU